ACCGCCGUCCAUUUAGAUUACCAACCAACAAUCCACCACGUCGCAGACGAUCAUAACAUCAAUUUUUGUUAUUUAUUUUUUAUAUUUUUAAAAACUCAAGAACGACGGGAGAAACAGAGAGACUGGUUGGUAGCUAUCGUUCCUCUCCUCUGUUGUCUUUCUCAAGGUACGAUCUUGUUCGCCGUUUUCUCUCGCAAGAAGCAGCAAUUAUUUUUUUUUUUUUAUCAAAUUUCAUGUUUUAGGCCGUUUCAAUUAUCACUAAAUCAUACUUCUAGCUUCCACUUCCCAAUCAUCUUUCUAUUUUCUUUACCCGAUUGCAAGUAAUCACUAAUUUUGAAUUCUAGGGUUUUGGUUUUUUUGAUAUUUUCUAUAAUAAGAGAAGAGGAUAGAGAUCAAAAUUAAUUAUCAGAACGAUUAGGUUUGGUUUUUCUUGUUUACAAUUGUGAAAUCAUCAAUGGUGGACCGCGAAAUGGAGGUGUGCUUAAUCUCUUGGUAGUAGUGAUUGGUGGCGAGAAAUGACGAGCGCCGGUGAGGAAGACGCCGAUGCCGUGUUGAGCGAUGUGGAAGGUGACGAUCCGGUGCCUGUGCCGAUCGUCAUCAAGAAUCCGUCUCAGGAGGAUGUAUCCGUGGAGAGAUUUCGAGAGCUUCUUGCCGAGGUGGAUCGAGAGCGGCAAGCUCGGGAGGCAGCGGAGAAUUCGAAAUCGGAAUUGCUAGUGGCCUUUAAUCGGUUAAAGAGUCUUGCUCAUGAGGCAAUUAAGAAGCGAGAUGAGAGCACGAGGCAACGGGAUGAGGCAUUGCGUGAAAAGGAAGAAGUUUUGAGAUCAAAUGAUAAAGUUUCGGGGGAAUUGGCGGAAGCAAUCAAAUUGAAAGAUGAGGUUCUGAAGCAGAGGGAUGAGAUUGCUAAGCAAUUGGAUGAGGCGGUGAAGGCAAGGGAAGCCUCACGAUCUGAGAUUGAAACUUCAGCACAAAUGCUUGUGACUGGAAUUGAGAAGAUUUCAGGAAAGGUGAGUAAUUUCAAGAAUUUUACAGCAGGGGGAUUGCCAAGGUCUCAGAAGUACACUGGAUUGCCUGCCAUUGCUUAUGGAGUUAUUAAGAGGACAAAUGAAAUAGUUGAAGAACUUGUUAGACAGAUGGAUGCAACAACUAAGUCCAGGAAUGAUGCUCGUGAACAGAUGGAGCAUAGAAAUUAUGAGAUUGCUAUUGAAGUGUCUCAGCUUGAAGCAACCAUUAGUGGGCUGAGAGAAGAAGUUUCGAAGAAAACAUCUGUUGUUGAGAAUCUGGAGAAAUCUAUGGCUGAGAAGGAUGCAAAGAUAUCAGAUAUGGAAAGAGAGAUGUCAGAGAAGAUUCAACUGGCAGAAAAUGAAAUGUCUGAACUUAAACAAAUAGUCAGUGAGUAUGAUCUUAAGUUGGGGAAUUUGGAAUCAAUAAUGGAGUCACAGAGGCAUCUAUUGUUUGACCAGUUAAAUUUGGUAUCCAAAAUUCAUGACCGAAUUUAUGAUGUUAUCAGGAUUGUUGAUGACAAUAAAUUGGAUCAGUCAGAGGUCUCUGAGUCUUUGUUUCUUCCACAAGCAACAGACAUGGAGGAGAACAUCCGUGCUUCUUUAGCAGGCAUGGAAUCUAUUUAUGAGUUAACCAGAAUUGUUGGAGAAAAGAUAAGGAAUUUAAUGGAGGAUCAGAGUCGUGAAGCAAAGAGUUUAAAUGAAACGGUGACCCGAUUAGUUAAGGAGAAAGAACAAAUCGGAUCUUUCCUGAGAAGUGCUUUGUCAAGAAGGAUGGCAUUAGAUCCAUCAUCCAAAAUGAAAGAGUUGUUUCAAGUUGCAGAAAAUGGUUUAAGAGAGGCUGGGAUAGAAUUCAAAUUUAGCAAUCUUCUUGAGGAUGGGAAGGUUAUGGCGUCUCAUGAUAAAGUUGGUGUUUUGGAAACAGAGGAGGAUGAACUAUACAAUAUGACUGGUGCUUUGGAGCAUAUUGUUAAGGCAUCUCAGCUUGAGAUCAUUGAACUGCAGCAUUCAGUAGAUGAAUUAAGGGCAGAGUCAAGUUUACUUAAAGAGCAUAUGGAGGCUCAAACAAAGGAGCUCAACCAUAGGCAGUGUCGCAUAGAGGAGCUUGAAGAGAAGGAAAGAGUAGCAAAUGAAAGUGUUGAAGGGCUUAUGAUGGAUAUUGCUGCUGCUGAAGAAGAAAUUACAAGAUGGAAAGUGGCAGCAGAACAAGAAGCUGCAGCAGGCAGAGCUGUCGAACAAGAAUUUGUGUCUCAGUUAUCAGCGAUUCGUCAGGAACUCGAAGAGGCAAAGCAAGCUGUGAUGGAGUCGGAGAAAAAGCUCAAAUUCAAAGAAGAGACAGCAGCUGCUGCAAUGGAAGCUAGAGAUGCUGCUGAGAAAUCGUUGAGAUUGGCAGACUUGCGGGCAUCUAGGUUAAGGGAUAGGGUGGAGGAGCUGACUCAUCAGCUUGAGGAGUCUGAUACCAGGGAAGACUCAAGGAGGAGUCGAAAUGGGCCAAGAUAUGUAUGCUGGCCUUGGGAAUGGCUCGGGCUGAACUUUGUAGGUUUACACCAGCCUGACACGAACCAACAGAAUUCAAGAAUGGAGCUUUCCGAACCUCUUCUCUGAGUAUACUCUCUCUCUCUCUCUCUUUUCUUCCUUGUGUAUUUAUGCUGUUUGAAAUCAGAACAGUCAAGAAAUGGUAGUUCAUAGCAUCUUCAUUCUUCCAGGCUCCCUUAAUAGAAAAACUUCAGUGAUCUUGUUUGGCCACCAGGCAAAGUAAAUCUUUACUUUAUGGGGCUUAUUGCUUCCGUCCCAACCCACUUUAUAUUCUCUUGCUAUUGAGUAAGAAAGGAUUCACUACCUGCUUAA
Molecule: messenger RNA, 2846 nt
Organism: Vitis riparia (riverbank grape)
Lineage: Eukaryota; Viridiplantae; Streptophyta; Magnoliopsida; Vitales; Vitaceae
Product: paramyosin
Source: RefSeq, a predicted model, not a curated record